Messenger RNA from Salvia miltiorrhiza (redroot sage), 1433 nucleotides. RefSeq lists its product as uncharacterized. Bases 166 to 1158 code for a protein of 330 amino acids. The transcript has 9 exons. The record is from RefSeq and is a predicted model, not a curated record. Lineage: Eukaryota; Viridiplantae; Streptophyta; Magnoliopsida; Lamiales; Lamiaceae.
UUUAGAUCUAAAUGAAAGCGAAAAAUAGGAGCACAACAAAUUGAAUGAUUCAAAACGCAUAAAUAGUGAGACGGGUGUGAACUUCACUACGAACUUCACUUCGCAUUCUAAAAUAUCGCCAAGUCUCAUACCAAAAUUUCGCCCAAAUUCAGAAGUAGCCAAAAGAUGUACGGAUUAAGCCGUCUCAAUUCCGCCAAUCACAUCUCCGCCGCCGCCGCCGUAUAUCCGAAACGGUUGCUCAGAACAAGUAUCGGUCACUCCUCUCCAGCAGUGACAGCUGGAAUUAGUGACAGCCGCAAUACUUUUGCGAGGAAAAGGGGGGAAAAGCCGACGGAGCUCUCGAGGAGUGUGGUGAUGCUCACUUGCGAUUCAUCUGCAGACGGAGGCGUUUGCAAUGUUUAUUUGGUCGGAUCCAGUCACGAUUGUCCGAGAUCUUGGCAAGAAGUUAGGGCUGCGAUGCAAUUCUUGAAACCAGAGAUUGUUUUCCUAGAAUUGUGCUCUAUUCGCGCAUCUAUUCUCACGGAAAAAACGAAGGCUCCAACCAUGAGAGAAAUGGUGGAAUUGUGGAAGAAAAAUAAAAAACUUCUUUGGAUCCUUAACUAUUGGUAUAUUUGUAAGUGUGAUCUAUUUAAAAUUAUACGUCUCUGUGGAGAUUUCCGGGCAGCAAAUGAGGAAGCCAAGAAAUAUGGUGCCAAGGUUAUACUUGGUGAUCGACCACAAGAUAUUACAGAUCAUAGGUAUAUUGCCAAGACAUCUAUUUGGCAAUAUCUCGCCACAGUUACUAAAGGACUUAAAAUUUCAUUACCAAAGGAUAUUUUCGACAAGUUGAGCGAGCCAAAGUAUGAUGCUCAUGCGAUCCAUCAACAUAAUCAAGAGAUAGCCAACAACUAUCCUAUUUGGAAUGAAAUAUAUGUCCAUGAGCGCGACCUAUAUAUGUCAGCCAAGAUACUAGACGUUGCCCGCAAACAUAAAUCAGUGGUAGCUGUUGUGGGAAUGGGCCAUGUACCAGGAAUCCAGAAGAACUGGAAACAACCUGUUGACGUGGAACAACUUCUUACCAUACCAAAUGACAAAAAGACAAUAUCAGUGGGCAAGAUGCUUAGUUUUGUCACAGGGGUUGCCAUAGUUUAUGGCAUUUAUCUCUCCAUCAAGAACUAGCACUCUGCAUUCCAUGAAAUCUCCUAACUUAGCUUGGAUGAAAGCUGCUACAACAAGGACCAUUUAACGUUGUUUCCGUCGUAAAUCUCAUUCUAAGAAUUUCGCCCAUUUGAGCUCGUCGAAAUGUCAUUUUUCUUUUUAUUCUUUUUUAAAAAAAAAAAAAAUCUAUCCGCAGCUGCUAUUGAUUCUGCUCUUUGCGUAUGUUUAUUCUUGUUCAUUUAUUAUGUAUGCUUGUCAAAUUUGAGUAAAGUUGAAAUCGAGUAGUGUUUAUCUUC